Trichobilharzia szidati is the source of this 564-nucleotide messenger RNA. The record is from the annotation of a GenBank genome assembly. NCBI's taxonomy places the organism in Eukaryota, Metazoa, Platyhelminthes, Trematoda, Strigeidida, Schistosomatidae.
AUGCACAAAACCUUGAGAGCUAAGUGUAUAUUAAUUGGAAGUGAAGCGUCUGGGAAAACGUCUAUUACUCAGUCAUUUUGCAGUGAUGGCAGAGACUUUACAAAAAAUUAUUGCAUGUCAGCGACUGUUGAAUUGACAGUGAAGACAAUGAUAAUACCGGAAGCAAAUGAUAACAUCGAGCUAUUCCUGUACUGUUUCCCAGGAAAAGAAGUGUUUCAUGAUUUUACGAAGCAUUAUCUUGAUGUCGUUAACCUUGUGGUUGUUGUUUUUGAUGUAACCGAUGCUGAAAGCUUCUCUACUGCAAAGUUGAGGGUAUCGGAAUACCGAAAGCAAGCCAGUGAGAUGUUCGUACCAAUUGUUCUUGUGGGCAGUAAGAUAGACCUUGGAUUUAGACGUGUUAUAGACAAGGAUAAAGCCCAGAAGUUUGCAGAUGAAUUAAACAUUCCAUACUUUGAAACUUCUGCUAAAGAGGCAGUCGGCAUAGAAGCUCCGUUUCUAUAUCUAAUUAAAGAAUAUUAUAAGCUGUAUGCAGAUUCAGUUCAACGUUAUCAAAUUCUAAUAUAA